CUUUUCCUUUAAUAAUUAACCACACCUGAGUAGGCGUUAACUAUCCUUCCAAACCUAUAAAUGCGCUACUUGGAGUUGAAAUAUAAUAGUGAAGAUGAUCGUUCUUGUAGUAGUCGUUCUAUCAUGCUUCUUUGGAACACUAGAAGCGAGAACUGUACCGCCCGAUUUAGUGGAGCAUUGGAAGAAGAUGGUGCUCCCUUAUCAUACACUUUGUUUAAACGAAACGCACGACAAUCCCGAACCUAUCAUCCAUAUGCUGGCCGAGUUCACACUUCCUGAAGAAAAAGUAAUACAUUGCUAUUGGAAGUGCUUUCAUGAGCACAUUAAAUUUGUGGUCAACGGCAAAAUGGAUGUCGAUCUAAUGGUGAAGACGGUAUACAAGUUAACUCCAGAGCUGGCUGAAAAGUGUGUUGAACAAGCAAAACAGGAGGAAGAACUCUGUCAAAGAUCAUACGUUCUUGUGCAGUGUGUAGUUAUGAAUGAGGUGGAUUGAAGAGGAUGGUUAAAGUCUAAGUAUCACAUUCGUGAUGCUGUUAUUGGCUACAAAUAGUAUAGAUUUUACUUUUUAAGCAAACUAUUUAUUUUGUUAUAACCUGUUAAGCACAUUAAAAAAAAGUUGAGUUUAAUAAUACACUUAAAUAUGAGGAAACGAUUUGCAAAAAUGCACGUACCUAUAAUUCAUUAAGACCCAGUCACGUAUAACGGGUAGGUAGAGUUGGUGUUGCAAUUUCUCAAAAGGGAGGGCGU
Messenger RNA from Photinus pyralis (common eastern firefly), 747 nucleotides. RefSeq lists its product as uncharacterized. NCBI's taxonomy places the organism in Eukaryota, Metazoa, Arthropoda, Insecta, Coleoptera, Lampyridae. Gene Ontology annotation, molecular function: odorant binding. The coding region runs from base 95 to 493 and encodes 132 amino acids. The transcript is spliced from 2 exons. The record is from RefSeq and is a predicted model, not a curated record.